UUUUAGGCAAAUUCGCACACGCAGCGAUAAUGAACGUUUUGACAAAAACCCUAGAGAAAGCGUUUUGGGAAUUUCCAUCAAUGUCGAAACAUUGAAAUAGUUUUCUUCGCCGAUCACUGAAGGAGAAAUCGAAAUUUAUAGAGAGAGAGAGAGAGAGAGAGAGAGAGAGAGAGAUGGAGAAGUCUGUGGUGACCUUUGACAAAGGCACGACCUGCUCUUCAUGGAACUACUGUGGCAAGAGAUUGGCUACUAGUUCAAUCAGUGGAGCUUUGGCCAUUUUCGACUCAGUCGACCCGGCUUCUUUGUCAUUCACUUGCACUUCUACAUCCAGGGUUCAUGAAGUGAGCAUUGUGAAAGUUGUUUGGGUUCCUCCAGAAUAUGGUGGUGGAGUUGCAUGCAUUUGUGCAGAUGGAACUUUGUCAUUGUGGGAGGAGGUUGCUGAAGAUACAAAACCCCUUCAAUGGAAGCUUUGCAAAGGCUUUGAGACAAGUUCAAAUCAAGUGCUAGAUAUGCAAUUUGGAGUGUCAUUCACAAGUUUGAAGUUGGCUGCUGCAUAUUCAAACGACCACGUGAAAGUGUAUGAGCUCCUAGAUCCAUUGGAACUGAAGAAUUGGCAACUUCAGGCUGAGUUUCAUAAUGUUAUUGAUUCCGUCUCCAAAUUUGGAAAGGCUGCAUGCUUGUCUGCGUCUAUCUCUUGGACUCCACAAAGAGGUGAAAGCCAGCAAUUGAGCUUUGUUCUUGGUUUCAAUUUGAAUGUAAUGCAACUCAAUUCUGCCAAGGCCCGCUUUCAACCAUUCUAGAAGUGCCGAAGAGUGGCAGCGGCGUUGGAAUUUUGCCAAAGUUUAAGUCGAUGGUGGUGGCAACGGUGAUAAGAAAGUCAGCC
Messenger RNA from Camellia sinensis, 883 nucleotides. Lineage: Eukaryota; Viridiplantae; Streptophyta; Magnoliopsida; Ericales; Theaceae. The record is from RefSeq and is a predicted model, not a curated record.